CGUUUUCAGUUGUCAUUGUCAUUACGAGACGAUGGGGAUGGCCUGCAGCUAAUGAUCAUGGUGGAGAUCAAAGACUGUGGUCCUGACAUUAGCUGCGUCCGCGGAAUUCUCGACUCGGUGGCUCUUCCGCGGAGGGAAACGGGACCCAGAAGGCGAUCGACAAUAGGAGGCUGGACGGAGGAGGAGGAUAAAGUUUUGAUAGCUGCUGUCCAGGAAUAUAAUGGCAAGAGUUGGAAAAAGAUCGCUGAAAGGGUACCGAAUCGCAAUGAUGUCCAGUGCCUACAUCGAUGGAAGAAGGUCCUCGAUCCUGAUCUUGUAAAAGGACCUUGGAGCAAGGAGGAAGAUGAUCUUAUUGUUGCACUUGUUUCAAAGAAGGGCGCAAGUAAUUGGUCUGAAAUUGCGAAACAUUUGCCCGGUCGCAUAGGCAAGCAAUGUAGAGAAAGGUGGCAUAACCAUCUAAAACCCGAUAUCAGGAGGACUGCAUGGACCAAAGAAGAGGAACUGACACUUACUGAGGCUCACAAGGUGUAUGGCAACAGGUGGGCUGAAAUAGCCAAGUUACUAAAAGGAAGGACUGAAAAUAUGAUUAAAAAUCACUGGAACUGUUCAUUGAGGAAGAGAGUUGAACAUCAACUCCAGAAUAAGCAGAUAGGAAAGCUGAUUGAUUUAAAUUCUACCGUAGAUGAAACUUGCGAAUCUCCCAGAAAUCAAGGAAUCAAUGUUCUGCAUCUUCCAUUUAGAGGAGUGUCCGAGAAAAGAGGCAUUGGUACACAUGAAUCAACUGCCCAAAGAUCUUCUGUGGAUCUUGCCAAGUUUUCAUAUUCCCAGGAGCAGCGCAACUCCAAUAAUCCCACGCACACAAUUACAGGAGUUUUUCUAUCCAUCUCUAGAGCUCCUCCCAACAAUUUCCAGUCUCCUGACCGCAGCAUGAAGCAUUGUAAAAUCCUAGAUCUCAACAAAUGUCCAACUUCUUGGAGUUUUCCGAGUAGUCAUGUUGGAAGGGUGGCGGGACCAUUUUCCUCAUGGACUCCACCAAGCCAAGCUCAAGAAUCAUCUUUGAAAAGCUGCAUUUCCGAUCCUCCAAGACAUGUUCGAGAAUUGUCUUUUGAAAGCUGCAUUUCUGAAUUAAAGAGUGCGGCAAAGAGUUUCAAAAUCCCAUCUAUUAUAAGGAAGCGGAAAUUUCAAACAACGAACAACAGAGAACAUGGGAGUGAGACAGACAGCACUUCAUCAAUUGGCGAAAGCAAGGACGGUUUUAACAACAUGCGCAAAUUGGUUUGUGAUACUGAUGUUACAAAAAGCAAUGAACAGUACAUGCCUAAGCAACUUUUCCCAUCUCCUCCAAAGUCUCGAAAACUUGGAACUUCGGCUAUAGGAUCGGUUGGAAAGAACCUAGAGAAUGCAUUCAAUGCUGCUGCUGAACCCACUGACCCUGGUAGCUGAUGAAACCCAUAUCUUGAUGGGCGGACCCUGUAAAUUCUGUAUAGGAUUCGUUUUAUCGACAGUACAGCAAAAUUGUUUGGUUCAACUCUUACAACUUUCGAUCUCUGUGGUCUGGACUAUAUAUGCAGCCAUUAAAUUGACUGCUGCCUUUGUGAUUAUGGGCGUCGAGCGCUUAUCUUUGGGAAUAAGUCAGAUAAUUUAUGGGUUUCUUCGUCCCCUUGUUUUGCAGAAAUGCAAGUUUUUGCUGGCAUACAUAAGAGAUACUUGUAUCUGAAUAUUGAGAUUAGUUCUGAUUUCUGAUGAUGUUGAAAUUUGUUCCAACUUUGUGCAUUAACAUUCACAUUGCUGUCUCCCUUUUGG
Rhodamnia argentea is the source of this 1803-nucleotide messenger RNA. Its product is annotated as transcription factor MYB3R-5. Gene Ontology annotation, cellular component: nucleus. Bases 52 to 1443 code for a protein of 463 amino acids. Gene Ontology annotation, molecular function: RNA polymerase II cis-regulatory region sequence-specific DNA binding; DNA-binding transcription factor activity, RNA polymerase II-specific. The record is from RefSeq and is a predicted model, not a curated record. Gene Ontology annotation, biological process: regulation of DNA-templated transcription. The transcript has 9 exons. NCBI's taxonomy places the organism in Eukaryota, Viridiplantae, Streptophyta, Magnoliopsida, Myrtales, Myrtaceae.